Cadophora gregata is the source of this 459-nucleotide messenger RNA. RefSeq lists its product as uncharacterized. Bases 1 to 459 code for a protein of 152 amino acids. NCBI's taxonomy places the organism in Eukaryota, Fungi, Ascomycota, Leotiomycetes, Helotiales, Ploettnerulaceae. Gene Ontology annotation, biological process: vesicle-mediated transport. The record is from RefSeq and is a predicted model, not a curated record. Gene Ontology annotation, cellular component: intracellular membrane-bounded organelle. The transcript is spliced from 3 exons.
AUGAUUCUCCCAAGAGGCGUACAGCUCCCCAGAGCAGAAGACGCUCUCAACCUCGUCGCUCGUCAGAUUAAUUAUGGUCGUCGAUGCAACCCAGCGUAUCAAAACUGCCGCCGCACAUCAUUCAGCCGUUGGGGACGAUGGGUCCUAGCUGGAAUCCUCAUCUUCAUGGGCAUUCUACUUCUCUUCCUCGUCCUAUGCUGUUCCAAGCGCCGCAAGCGCCGCGCCGCCCUCCGCGCAACACCCAUGACUGCUCCACCCCCAGCAGGCCACGGCGGACCCUACAACAACAACUCCGCCGGCUACAACGCAGGCUACAACAACGGCGGAUACAACCCGAGCCAGCAGUACGCGCCUCCGGCUGGUGCGCCGCCGCCUCAAUACGGGAAUGCAGGGUAUAAUAAUGAUUAUUAUGGGCAGCAGAAUGGGGUUGCGCAGCCGCAGAAUGCGUAUGUUAAAUAA